AUGGAGGAUGCAUUAAGGAACCCCGAGACAUCGAGAACCGUAGGGACGGAGGGAGGGAUGCUCUACAGCACCAAAUUUCUCGCCAGCAACAAAUUUGGUGCUAGCACUAAAUUUAGUGCUGAGUUCAGCCUGGUAGACAAGUGCUACAAGGUGCAUGACGCUGACGUUACAUGGGAAGAAGGCAAGCAGCAGUGUGUUGAGUUGGGUGGGGUGAUGGUUGUCACUCAAUCUGAAGAAGAGAUACAACACCUUCUCAACAUGUGCGACUGCGAUAGGUUCUGGAUUGGUUGCAACGACAUUCAAACUGAAGGUACCUGGGUGUGUUUGAAUGGUGAAGCUACUAUUGGGUCAGAUGACAAGAGAUGGGAUGUUGGUCAGCCAAAUAAUCAAAACGAGGACCAAUCUUGCGCCGAAGUUCUCGUUUAUCCAGCAAGCGGAACUUCAGCCGCCUGGCAUGAUAGGGAAUGCCAUGCUUAA
This is a messenger RNA of Asterias rubens (European starfish), 477 nucleotides long. Its product is annotated as C-type lectin domain family 4 member M-like. The coding region runs from base 1 to 477 and encodes 158 amino acids. The record is from RefSeq and is a predicted model, not a curated record. The transcript is spliced from 3 exons. Lineage: Eukaryota; Metazoa; Echinodermata; Asteroidea; Forcipulatida; Asteriidae.